ACAGCCCCAUGUUCGGGAGGGCCACCAGCCGGCACUUUUCCCAAGGAGCCCGUGCCAGCUUGUGCGGAGGCCCCGUGGCCUUCCCGCUGCGGCUGCGUCGGCAGCCAAGGGGGCUCCUUCUGCUGCCGUGGGCAGGCACAGCAGGGGAGGGUUUGCUUAGUUUUUCAGCUGUGCCUAAAGUUCAUGUCCAGCUGUCUUGGAUACUUUGGAGAACGGACUCCUUCCCACCUGGGGCAGGUUGUUUGGGCUGGGGGAGUCCCCAGGGCACGUGGCAGUGUGUCACAGGGCCCUUUGUGACACGGUGGGCAUGGCACAGGGCAGGGUGUCACAGGGCCCUUUGUGACACGUGAGGACAUAGUACUGGUGGUGAGGUGGCAACACCUCAGUGCUCCUCGGAGCGUGCGACGGGACGGACGGGACAGAGCGGAGCUGUGCGGAGCCCCCGUGCAGCCAACUCAUUCCUUUCCGACCGAAGCGUUUUGGAGGCUUUUCUUUUGUGCGAGCGACCUCGAGGCCAGACUGCGGGACUUGGUGACACGGAGCUUUUGCGAGGUGUCCCCAAUCCCUGCGGAAGGUGCCCCUGAGGCCACAUUUCAGGACUUUAUCACCUAUACUUUUUCCUAGGCUUAUCUCUUUCAGGUGCCCUCGAGGCCAGAUCGCAGGAUUGGGGACCCGGAAAUUUUCCGGACUCUCCAAUCCCUGCGGUAGGUGGCUUCAAGGGCAGCUUGCCGGACUUAGUGACCCGGAGAUCUUCCGAGGUGUCUCUCUCUUGCAGGUGCCCUCCAGGCACCUGUGAGAUGGCGGGAAGACGCCUGAGCCUGCUCAGACCCUUUCGGAUGAAGAAGGAAGGCCCUGGGACUGCCCCAGCACAACACCCUGAGGAGGUGGAGCAGUCCCAGCCCCUGCAGGAGGAUCCAGGACAGGACAGGACACAGGAGCAGGACCGUGCCCGUGGCCGCUUCCGCAGGGCAGCACAGGCCUUUCUGAAAUUCCUGGGCAUUCGCCAUAGAAAGACCAAGAUCACACCAUCCGAGGUCAUGGCACAGCCUGACCCUAUGCCCAGUGAGCUCAAGGUGCACCCUGAAGUCGGCACCGCGUCGACUGACAGCACAGCAAACUGUGACACCGCGGUGACCGAUGAUGGGACAAACUCCAACACCGCCCUGCCUGAGCUCACCAUGGAGGUGGAUGGUGCAACGACUGAGGGCAUCGCAGACACUGAGAGCACACCCGUUCAGUGCCUGCCUGAUGCUCUCAGUGUGGACGUUCUUGAUGAGGGAGUUGUCUCUGCUCAAGUGCCAGCUGUGGUGAGGUACAUCCACUGGUGGCUGACUGCCCACGUGUCUGCCGGGCAUGUGCUGGAUAACACCCUUCUAGCACUGACCCAGGCACACCCCGCGGAUGUCACCAUCAGCCUCCUGCGCUGUGCCCCCUCAUGUGACAGAGCUGCCGCAGUCAUGUGGAGGACCAUCGCCUCGUCGGGAACGACCCUGGAGAAGGUGCUGCCAGUGCUGCUCUCUGUGAUGGAGGACUGGCCAUGGCACAGCACCUGCACCUCCGAUGGGGACAACGCAGAUGUCUUUGCCCUGGCUGCAACUCUGGCACUGUGGACGAUUGUCCAGGAGCCCCAGUGCCCAGGGCCAUUGAUGGAGUAUUCCCCCCAUCUCCUCAUGGCUCUGCUCUUCCAAGUUUUCAUCACCACAGAGCAGAUGCCCGAGGAGGUCGAAAGCUUCUGGAGGGGAUGCCGGGAGGAACACGACCUUCCCACUGACCCCAACAGAUUUGCAGUGCUGAGCAUGAAGGCCCUGCUCUGCUGCCUGCACUGUGAGGAUGUGGUGUGUUCAGUGGAACACAAUCGUGGCUGGGCGAGGCUCCUCAAUGCUCGCAGCCGCCGCUACGCAGUGGGUCUGCUGGCCAGGGAGAUGCGCCGUGUCUCCAGCCCCUUGUGUUCCCGCAUCGCACUCCACCUGCUGGAGUUGCUGAGCAGGGAGGAGCCGUGCUGGGACCUCCCUGCCAUGGCAUUCCUCGUGGAGGUCCUGGACUGCCUGGACAUGCGUGACUGGGGAGGCAGCGUUCUGCAGAGCCUUUCAAGGCACCUCUGGAGCGAGUGCCCAGAGAGGCGUCGCCUGGCGCUCCGAGGGCUCCUGGUGCUCAGCCAGGAUUCUGGGAUGGCCAAGAGAAUUUGGAGCCUAUCGGAUAGCCUGGUGCAGCUCCUGGGGGAUGAGGACAGAGAUACGGUUUGGAUGACGCUCUCUGUGCUCGACAACGUGCUCUGGAGCAGUGUCUGGACACAGCUCCAGAAAAGGGUCCAGAGCAAAGACCCCCUAAUAUCCACCCCCACCGGCCUGCAGUUGGCUGAGGCGCUCCGGCCACUCUUUGACCACGACGACAGCAGUGUGCGGGAGGGCUCCAUGGUCAUCUUCACACGUGUGAUGAAACUGAUAGAGAGAGCGGGAAAGAGAGCCCUGAAGCCACACGUGUGCCUGAGCCUGCUCCCGCUCUACUUCCACCGGCACGAUGAGAACCCGGUUGUGAAAAAGGCCUCUCAGAAAGCACUGCUGGCUGUGACCAGGUUCCUGAAGAGGAGGGAUCUUGGGCGCCUGGUCAACACAGAGGAGCCAUGGAGUUUUGGAGAGUGCCUGCUGGAAAAGGACCGGAGCCGAGUGGCCGAGUACGUGGACCAGGCCCUGCCGUACCUGUGGAGCCCACAGCAGCCCCUGCGAGAGGCGGCCGUCAAGUUCAUGGGGGUGGCCGGCAGGUACCUGAGGGGACAGUACAAAGAGCUGCAGCUCAUCAUCGAUGCCCUUCAAGCCACGACAGAUGACAGCAGCCCCACUGUCUCCAAGCUGGCACUUGAAAACAUCAACUUCCUUAGAGCUGUACAGAGAGCUCCCUACCUCCAGCAGCUGCGAGACCAGCUCUGCAGGGCAUGGAGUACCCGGCCUUCUGUGUGGGGCUGUGUGUGCCUGUGCUGCUGUAGCUGUGUGGAGAGCUGAUGCAGGCAGCUCUGUCUGUGGGAGCCACCUGAGCUUGUGGGGAAGACGCCUCUUCUCUGCAAGCUCUUCCUUUUACACUAGCAUAGGAAUAUUAAAUAACUCUUGUCAUCCA
Molecule: messenger RNA, 3108 nt
Organism: Corapipo altera (White-ruffed manakin)
Lineage: Eukaryota; Metazoa; Chordata; Aves; Passeriformes; Pipridae
Exons: 15
Coding region: 798-2996 (732 amino acids)
Cellular component (GO): cytoplasm
Source: RefSeq, a predicted model, not a curated record